This is a messenger RNA of Daucus carota subsp. sativus, 5198 nucleotides long. RefSeq names its product putative multidrug resistance protein. Gene Ontology annotation, cellular component: plasma membrane. The transcript has 7 exons. Lineage: Eukaryota; Viridiplantae; Streptophyta; Magnoliopsida; Apiales; Apiaceae. The record is from RefSeq and is a predicted model, not a curated record. Gene Ontology annotation, molecular function: ATP binding; ABC-type transporter activity; ATP hydrolysis activity. Gene Ontology annotation, biological process: transmembrane transport. Bases 1255 to 5019 code for a protein of 1254 amino acids.
UUGGAAAUUUUUAAAUUUAUGUAUAAAUCAAAAAAUUAUUGAAUUUAUAAAAUAUUACUCUCUCUAGUUCAUUAUAUAAGGCGUUUGACUUUUUACACGUUAUUUUAAUUGCUUUAACCGUAUAACAAAUAUUAAUAUUUUAUAAUAUUUUUUUGGAAUAAAAAUAUAAUAUAAUUAUUUUCAUUCAGAAAAAGUUAAAAAUAUUAAUUUUAAACAUGUGAUCAAACCUCUUAAAAAUACAUAGAGGGAGUACUGCCUUUUAUUUGAUAUAUUGACGGAACACUUAUCAAGAACUGAACUUGGUCUACAAAAUUAUACACAUUUUUUACCUUACAUAAAUCGCAUAAUAUUGAUGUUUUGAUGGUUAGCUAUGUACCGCCAGCGACACCAACCAACAAGAGAAUCAACACAUGCGUUAAACAUACUACUAUAAAUCUCGACAACACUGCCAUCUGUGACCAAAUUCUUCACCCAACAAUUUAUCUGUUCUAGCGGAAUCAAAGUUUUCGAGCUUGUAAAACACAUGCAAGAUAAAUUCACAACAUUUGUCAUCAACCAAAGAUUUUUAUCAAAUCUUGUAAUUAUAUAUAUGCUUGUUAGGCAUUUAUCAUAGACUAUAUCAAAUUACUAGACGUUACUGUCUUGAUCCUUAAUACUUAAAUUAAUCACUAAACAAACAAUAAGCAAAAACAAACUCCACAACUGUCAUUUGGACAGCAUCUAUUUCUGCUAGAUCCUUCUCCUGUUUAGAACGUUACCGGAUAUAAUAAUAAAUCAAUCAUUUUCGUAUUUCAGUUUAUGUGAUAUAUGACCUCCUCUUCGGUUUUAACUUUACUUGCUAAACAUUUUGUAUCCGAACCCGAUUUGGAAAUGCUUUUUCUCUGCUUUGUAUUCCCCUGCCUGCUGGGAUAUUUAAACAUCAAAUAUACACAUGCAUGAAGGUUUUACAAGUUUUUUUUUUAUCAUUCUAGCUCCCACAAUGCAAGACCAGUUCUAUUAGAAAGGCUUUUAUAAUACAUUUUGUUAGCUAAAGACAGGCAGAAAGAUGUUAUGUCAUCAGAGCUGCGACUUGUUAGUUCGAUUCCAGACAGUGACACACUGAGAGCUUAUUCUGCAAGGAGAGCCGGCUUGGCUUAUUCCGAGAUUUUUUUUAUAAGAUGGAGUCUAUACUGCAGUACUAGAAUCUGCCUAGCUCCCUGUAUGAGUUGGUGAUAUUAUUCUCCGAAGAAUUGUUUGAUUCGAGAGGGUAAAUUAAUGGGGAGUAAAGGUGGCGGUGGAGGUGGCAUUUUUAGUUAUGCAGAUGGUACAGACAAAGUGCUUAUGUUUUUUGGUACUUUAGGUAGCAUUGGAGAUGGCUUGAUGUCUCCUCUUACUAUGAUUGCUCUAGCCGGUGUGAUAGACCAGUAUUCGGAUAAAGGCCCUGCUCUGCCUAAUGAUGUUGUCGACAAGUACUCGCUACGACUGCUCUACAUUGCUAUCUUGGUUGGAGCCUCUGCGUUUGUUGAAGGACUUUGUUGGACGAGAACUGCAGAGAGGCAAGCGUCUAGAACUCGGAUGGAAUAUUUGAGAUCAGUCCUCAGGCAGGAAGUUGGAUUCUUUGAUAACAAAGAUGCUUCCUCGACAACUUUCAAUGUUGUGUCUACUAUGUCCACAGAUGCUCACUUAAUCCAAGAUGUCAUAGCAGAGAAGAUACCAAACUUUCUGGCUCAAAUCACAGCACUUAUAUCAGGCAUACUAGUGGCCUUCCUAUUAUCAUGGCGACUAGCGUUGGCUUGUUUGCCCUUUGCAAUCGGAUUUGUUAUUCCAGGUGUAGGAUUCGGGAAAUUAAUGAUGAAUUUGGCUAUGAAGGCGCGGGAGGCUUAUGGAGUAGCAGGAGGUAUUGCAGAACAGGCAAUCUCAUCUAUCCGAACUGUUUAUUCCUACGUGGGGGAACACCAAACAUUAGAUAGAUUUAGCCAUGAACUUCAGAAAAGCACAGACAUUGGUAUAAAGCAAGGGUUUGCUAAAGGAUUACUGAUAGGAAGCAUGGGAAUGGUAUUUGUUGCUUGGGCAUUUAUAGCGUGGGUCGGAAGCGUUUUAGUUACUAAGAAAGGAGAAUCUGGUGGCCAUGUUUUCGUGUCUGGCAUCUCCAUUAUUCUGGGAGGAAUGUCCUUGAUGGGGGCUCUUCCAAAUCUCUCAUUCAUUGCAGAGGCAAAAGCAGCAGCUACCAGGAUGUCCGGGAUGAUAACAAGAAAGCCUGAAAUAGACUCUGAGAAUAGCCGUGGAAAAAUUCUAGAAGAUGUGAAAGGAAAUAUUGAGUUUAAGGAGGUUUCUUUCUCAUAUCCAUCUAGACCGGAUACUAUAAUUCUUGAUGGAUUUAACCUCAAAAUUAAAUCUGGGAAGACUGUUGGUCUUGUUGGAGGUAGUGGCUCUGGAAAGUCUACGAUCAUUGCUCUGCUUGAAAGAUUCUAUGAUCCGUCCAAAGGCGACAUCUUUCUUGAUGGACAUAAAAUAAGGAAACUUCAGCUCAAAUGGUUAAGAUCCCAGAUGGGCUUCGUUAAUCAGGAGCCAGUGUUGUUUGCAACAUCGAUUAAGGAGAAUAUACUCUUUGGGAAUGAAGAAGCUUCGAUGGAACUUGUUGUUUCUGCAGCAGAGGCUGCCAAUGCGCAUGAAUUCAUUGAACAAUUACCCCAUGGUUAUGAAACUCAGGUAGGACAAUAUGGGGUUCAAUUAUCCGGGGGACAAAAGCAGAGAAUUGCGAUAGCAAGAGCAAUGCUUAAAGACCCUAAGAUUCUUCUACUUGACGAAGCUACAAGUGCUCUUGAUGCAGAAUCUGAGAAAGUUGUGCAAGAAGCCCUCGAUCAGGCUUCAGUUGGGAGGACAACUAUAAUCAUUGCUCAUCGUCUCACUACAAUCCGAAAGGCUGAUGUGAUUGUAGUUCUCCAAUCAGGGAAAGUGAUUGAAUCAGGCUCUCAUGACAAAUUGAUGCAAUCAAAUGGCGGUGAAGGUGGCGCCUACUUUAAUAUGGUGCAGAUGCAGCAAUCAGCAACACAAAAUAUGACCUCUACUAGUUCGAACCAUGGAAUAUACGGACGAACAUCCAACACUCCAUCUCCAAGGACGCCUAUUAGUGUGAGAUCAAGCUGGCAUAAUAGCCCUGUUUCCCCUUUCAGCCAAGAAAUAAGCAUGAGUAUGGCUCAUUCUGUCCAAGCAUAUACUUACCAUGAUAGUGAUAGUGAGGAUGAGACACUCGAGUUUUCUUCAGAGCCUAAUCCAUCACUAUGGCAUUUACUGCAAAUGAAUGCCCCUGAGUGGAAGAAAGCCUUGCUUGGAUGUCUAGGGUCUGUUGGUUUUGGGGUGAUUCAGCCAGUCCAUGCUUAUUGUUUGGGAUCAGUAGUGUCUGUAUUCUUCAUCACCGAUAACGAUUCUAAGGUACAAUCAGAGACCAGAUUCUAUGCUAUUGUUUUCACAAGUUUGGGAGUUCUUAGCUUCUUCGCCAAUCUACUCCAACACUACAAUUUCGCCAUCAUGGGAGAACGCUUAACCAAGAGGGUGCGAGAGAAAAUGCUUAAAAACGUGCUAACCUUUGAGAUUGGAUGGUUUGAUCACGACGAGAACACAAGUGCAGCUGUAUGUGCUAGGCUUGCCACUGAAGCAAACAUGGUUAGAGCCCUAGUUGGAGAUCGCAUUUCAUUGCUGCUUCAGGUCAUUACAAGCGCUUUUCUGGCCUUUUUAUUUGCCUUGAUACUUGCGUGGAGAAUAGCUAUUGUGAUGAUAGCUGUUCAGCCUCUGGUCAUUGCAUGCUUUUACUCAAAGAGUGUUUUAAUGAAGAGUUUGUCUGGAAAGGCACAAAAAGCACAAAAUGAAGGAAACCAACUUGCAAGUGAAGCAGUUGUGAAUCAUAGAACCAUCACUGCAUUUUCUUCUCAAGAAAGAAUUUUAGGACUUUUCGAAACUACACUGAAAGGCCCCCAAAAGGAGAGCAUUAGACAGUCAUGGCUUUCGGGUUUAGGCCUAUGUACCUCACAGUUUAUAACAACUGCUAGCAUGGCUUUGACAUUUUGGUACGGAGGAAGGCUUAUAAAUCAAAAACUAAUAAACUCAGACCAUCUGUUUCAAGUUUUCUUCAUCUUAAUGAGCACCGGUAAGAACAUAGCAGAUGCAGGAAGCAUGAGUUCAGAUCUGGCACGAGGUAAGAAUGCCAUUAGAACAGUUUUUGCAAUCCUAGAAAGGAAAAGUGAGAUCGAACCUCAAGACUCUGAAGGGAUCAAAGUUACAAACACACUUAAUGGCUGCAUAGAAUUAAAGAAUGUGUUCUUUGCAUAUCCAUCAAGGCCUGAACAACUAAUUUUUCAAGGCUUAAGUCUCACAAUAGAAGCUGGUAAAACACUGGCACUCGUCGGACAAAGUGGUUCAGGCAAAUCGACUGUCAUCAGCUUGGUUGAAAGAUUCUAUGACCCUUUGAAGGGAUCAGUACUAAUUGACGACCAAGACAUCAAGAGCUACAACCUGCAAAGUUUAAGGUCACAUAUUGCAUUGGUGAGCCAAGAACCUACUCUCUUUGCAGGAACAAUUCGUGAAAACAUUGUCUAUGGAAAAGAAAUGACUACAGAAUCAGAGAUCACCAAGGCUGCUAAGCUUGCCAAUGCUCAUGAAUUUAUAAGUUCAAUGAAAGACGGAUAUGAGACGUACUGUGGACAAAGAGGAGUUCAGCUCUCUGGAGGGCAGAAACAAAGAAUAGCACUUGCGCGAGCAAUACUAAAAAACCCUGCCAUCCUUCUCUUAGACGAAGCAACUAGUGCCCUUGACAGUUUAUCCGAAAAUCUAGUACAAGAAGCCCUGGAAAAAAUGAUGGUUGGCCGCACUUGUGUAGUAGUUGCACAUCGACUGUCAACAAUACAGAAGUCAGACACCAUAGCUGUUGUGAAAGAUGGGAAAGUAGUUGAGCAAGGAUCACAUACUCAACUACUAGCUGAGGGAGAACAGGGCUCCUAUUUUUCGUUAAUAAAGCUCCAGAGAGGCCAAUCUCCUAUUCGAUGAAUCUGCAUUUUGCAGAAACCUGAUUUUUAUACAUGUUGGACUAUGAAUCUGAAUUUUUCUUGUAGAAUAUCUGAAUUGCAUGCUUAAAUUGUAGUAUGUUAAUACAGUUUAGAAGAAGAAGCAUUUCUUGCACACAGCUAUUCGAUUCCUUAAUGACAGGAAAAUAGUAUUUUAAAAAU